Messenger RNA from Zygosaccharomyces rouxii, 618 nucleotides. RefSeq lists its product as uncharacterized. The transcript has a single exon. Gene Ontology annotation, cellular component: cytoplasm; membrane. Bases 1 to 618 code for a protein of 205 amino acids. Lineage: Eukaryota; Fungi; Ascomycota; Saccharomycetes; Saccharomycetales; Saccharomycetaceae. The record is from RefSeq and is a predicted model, not a curated record.
AUGGAUAUUACACGUCGUUACAACAGAGCAUUAGCCCAAAAGCCAUUGCUUACCAAAGUUCUCACUGGUGCUAUCUUAGCAUCCCUGGGUGAAUUGACUAGCCAAUUGACUACAGGAUUCAUUUCAAAGAAACAGCAGGGAAUUUUAAAGAAAUUAUCAUAUGUUGGUAAAAUUAUCGCUAGAAACCCCAGCAAAAUAUUGCUUAUGUUUUGUUAUGGUGGUUUUAUCAAUGCGCCAAUUAAUCACUACUUGUAUGGCUGGAUCACACAAAUUACCAAUGGAAAGAUUGUAAGCACCAAAUUGAGAAAACUAGUUCAGUUAAUUGCAUCGUUGGCAAUUGUUUCCCCCAUCCAAGUUGGAUGUUUAGUAAGUGCCCUAACCGUGGUGAACCAAAAUGUAGGCUGGGCCCUUUCCAAAUAUCCAUCGAUGAUCAGAGAAAAUCUCAAAGCCAAGUAUUUUAAGAUUCUUUCAUCUAGUCUGGUUACUUCCACAAUUCUCGUCUCCAUAGCACAAAGAUACAUUUCACCAGCUAAAUGGUCUGUAUUUUUCAAUUUUGCCUACGCAAUCCUUGGUACUGGUCAAAACAUAUAUUUGAAAAUAGCUUCUACCGCAAAAUAA